CCUCGACUGAUAUUUUGCCUUCUCCCUCUCCUUUUCCUUUGCCCUCUUUAGGCGCCAUUGCUCGCAUCCUUUGGUCGCCUAUCACCAAACUGCGGCCUCCAUCUCGUCCCGUCUUUUUGGUCGCCGCCACCGUCGUAGUCCUUCUCUCAUCCGCCUCCAUCUCACCCCCUUGUCACCUGCAAUCCUUUGGUUGACACAAAUCCGGCCCCUCCGUAUCCAUCAGGGAAACGGAAACCCUCAUCAAAUCCACAUUAUUCAUCCCUCGUCAGACACUGUCCAGUGCUCUGCAAUCGAUCCUUCUCCUCCGCCGUCACCCAUUGCCAUCUCUCGCCAAUCCAAACCCCGAUCUCUUAGUAAAGGCUCUUUGAGCCUGUGGGCGCUGUCAGUUUACCGGCACUCCCGCGUCGCCGUGAUCGUCCGGUGCCCUGGAAGCGAAUUCGCAAUCAUCCCAAAAGCAUAUCUCACUAAUUUCCAAACUCGCUUCUUUCCCAGCAACUCCUCUUCUCACAUUACCACUCUCCCUCUUGCUCAAACCUGCGAAAGUGUCUCAGCAUUUCGAAAUCGACUGUACAAUACCCCCCCUGGCUCUAUAUCACACCUAAACACGCCUCGACCCAGUCUCCCGUCUCACAGCUAAAUGCGCAUUAGCGACGCUUAACUCACCAAACCCUUGCGCACCACCCCCGCGAUCGCAUUUUCUUCUGCCGGCAGUCCGCGAUACCCCCUAAACUGCGUUUUUUAACCUCCUCCCUUUUUCAGCACGUCCCUUCUAGAAACCGCAUCCUUCAGUUCCCGAGAGCCGCAAUCAUCUUCCCAUCCAUCUCCAACUCUCAAAACUUCCCACCUCCAACUCGUUUGUCCACCCUCCACCCUCGACCCCCUUUGACAGCCAGACAUUCCGAUCCGACAUCCCACCAGGUCACGUCAACAACUGUUUAUCGACUCGGCAACUCUUCGUGAGACAUCCCUCCUCUCCCGAAAUCCACCUGCGCCCAACUGUAGACUGCCAGCUUCGAGGGCAUCAACCACUACCAUAGCCAGUGCCCUCCCACCUCCCUCUGCCAUUUCUACCUCCUCCAAUGUGUGGACCGCUCCACCCUCGGUGCAAGAUAUUGAUGCCUUGCAUGACUUGAAAAUAGGACCUCCGUCACAGUCUACGCGCACCGCCUUUUACCCUUCGGCCUCUCGACGCCACGGAACACCGGUGCUUAAAGAAGCAUCAUGAGUACCCUUUUUCAACCCGCUCUCAGAAAUCCUUUCGGCUCUCCAAUCGAACCCUCACCGAGACCUAGAUCAAUGGCUAUCCUGCCUCAGAGCGCCACUAAUAGCCAUCCAUCGCCGAAGUCGACCCAGGAGGACUCGAUCAUGACCUCUCCCGCGCCCCCGAACAUGGGACCUCCAGGGCCAGGAGCAGGAGGGAGUCCCGAGGUGGAACAAGGGCUGGGCAGCAAUAUUUCGAAUGGGACUCGGGAGCAGGUUUCCCUGGGUACAAACAGCAGCACCGCAGUAGGGGCCGUGGGAGCUUCUCAGGGGCCCAAGGUGGUGCAAACAGCUUUCAUUCACAAGCUAUACAGUAUGCUGGAGGACAAGAGCAUUCAGCAUCUCAUCUCCUGGUCUAACACCAACGAGAGUUUUGUCAUGUCCCCUUCGAACGAAUUUUCAAAAGUCCUGGCCCAAUACUUUAAACACACAAACAUCUCCUCCUUUGUUCGACAGUUGAACAUGUACGGAUUCCACAAGGUCAGCGAUGUUUUCCAUACCGGAUCUCCAGAAUCUGCUCUGUGGGAGUUCAAGCAUGGAAACGGCAAUUUCAAGAAGGGUGAUCUGAUGGGUUUGCGGGAAAUCAAAAGGCGCGCAUCCCGACACACUCUGAUUCAUCGAGACUCAUUCUCGAAUGCCAAACCGGGCGUCUCUCAGCCAGGCACGCCCGCCGAGGUCAUGCCGGACACGGACCAGCGUCUUGCAGGCCUCGAACAAGCUUUCUACGAUGUCCAUACAAGAUUACAAAGGACGGAAGACAGCUACGCUCUGGUGAGCUCGAGGUGUCAAGCACUGACUGAGGGAUUAGUCCGAUGCCAUUCAUGGCUUAAUAAUCUCACAAGUGCCGUCCAGAACAUGUCCUCCCCUGAUUCAGCACUGUACGCGGAUAUCGCGAGCAUGCAAAAGGAGAUUGCGCGACAGCUGGAAUAUGUGCGGGCUUUAGAGGCUCCCCAAGAGUCCCUGCAAAAUGGCAGACAGUCAUUCUACCCCGGCAGUUCCACACUGGAACCGCCGCUUUCUCCACGGGGAUUCAAUUAUCCAGACAGCCGAAGAUCCUCCGUCCAGAUCGAGUCGCAGCAUGUAGGAUUACGUCCUCCUGUCCCGCCGAUACCACCUCAGUUUUCUUCUUCCUCGCCGCGUCGCUUUGGGUCGAUUAGCAUCCCGCAUGUCUCUCCCGGAUUCAGUCGUCCGGCCCUCCCGCCACAGCCGCCCGCCAGCGUGCAUCCGUUGGCCUCGGUGGUGACACCACCACCAUUGAACUUGGCGAGAAGGCACACGUCAGCUGAUAUUCGAGAACACGGCUGGCCGCCCGCUAAUGGGAACGGUUCUCCCUAUGCUUCUGGACAAUCGUCCGUGCAAUGGCAGCCAUCUUCACCACAGCAGCCACCUCAGGCUGCGGGAGAUCAACAAAUUCGUGAUCAGCUGGCUCAAUAUGAGAUUAAUGGUCCGAAGAGGACAGCUGCGCCUGGCCAGGCUAGCCAACCCACACCACCCCUGACCUCUAGCUCCGAGGCACCGCCUGCGGGCCUCGGGGUCGAGAACGUGCCAUGGCCACUGGGAGGCAGCAAAUUCCCGCGGCCAAAUUUCGAGUUGCAUUCCGCUCCAGCGACGCGGAGAGGAAGCAUGGCGACUUUACAUUCAUUGCUGAACCCCGCUGAGACAGCGGAGCAGGAAAACGAGGAUGAAGGACCUGGCCAAGGCCGAGAUGACGACCGGAAACGGAAACGACUGACAUGAUUGAGAAUUUUGCCAUUUUUUUACUGGACCGGGCCAACCUCUAUCGGAGCCUGAGCAAAAAUUCGUUUGGACAACUGGGUGAAAGGCGAUGUGUUCACAUAACGGUUAUCAUGUUGUAUAUACCGACAGGGAAAAUGGAUGAUAAUUUCCGGAGUCCAUAUUCGACCGUGAGUUCGGCAAGGCAUUUGGCUCUAGCGAGACGUUUGUGGUGUAUAUUUUCUGGCGGCCUUUUCAUCAGCACUGCACUCUCCGAAAGGUAGAGAUAUGGAGUUUGAAAUGAUAUUUGGAGCACAGACGACUGGGAAGGUGACAACCAGGGUUGGAUUAUUGAGCCAAAAUUACCAGAUGGCUGAUUUGGUCUGGUGCUGUGGAUCAGAUCGCGUGCAAACUUUGGACUGAGCUUUAGAGACUCUCCAGCGCCGGCUUUGCACCGUGGAUGUACCCCGAAUGUCUGCUCGCAUUUGCAGGGGAGGAUUGGUCGUCGGAGCAGACAUGAUAUAUAGAAGCUCGCAUCUGGGGCUUCACAAUCCUUAUAUGAUCUUUUGAAGUCUCAAGUC
This is a messenger RNA of Cladophialophora immunda, 3554 nucleotides long. RefSeq lists its product as uncharacterized. Bases 1222 to 2997 code for a protein of 591 amino acids. The transcript has a single exon. Gene Ontology annotation, molecular function: sequence-specific DNA binding; DNA-binding transcription factor activity. NCBI's taxonomy places the organism in Eukaryota, Fungi, Ascomycota, Eurotiomycetes, Chaetothyriales, Herpotrichiellaceae. The record is from RefSeq and is a predicted model, not a curated record. Gene Ontology annotation, biological process: regulation of DNA-templated transcription.